AUGUCGACAGCACUUCUACGCUUGCCUGUCUCACUGAACUCUUUUCAGACGACACUCUGCUACCAAAUUCCGAAUCCCGAUACCGGUCUAUUGGGCCAUAUACACGCUAUGCUUUCAAGAUACGGGGGCGUGUGGCACAUGGGUGCAAGCACCCAGAUUGACGCCCAAAAGUGUUACCAGUAUACCAGAAUUCGAAAGUCACAAACUACCUGUGGCACAUGGGCUGCAACCUUCCCUCCUUUUGGCGCCGGCUAA
Messenger RNA from Plenodomus lingam JN3, 255 nucleotides. NCBI's taxonomy places the organism in Eukaryota, Fungi, Ascomycota, Dothideomycetes, Pleosporales, Leptosphaeriaceae. The record is from RefSeq and is a predicted model, not a curated record.